GAUAACUUGUGGGAAGCUCCCGCCCCUUUCCUUUGUCCAGACUGCUUACAGACAUGACGGAGAAGAUAGAGAAGUCUGGUUCCCAGUCAGAACGAGAUGGCGUACAGUCUUACAGAGGCAAAGCAGAAUAUAGAAAUUCAGACUUUGGGCGCUUCUGUGAUCUAUCUACCUUUCCGUUCACUAGAUUCACUCACUCAGUUACUCAGUCUAAUCAACAAGGAUCGUCCGAGACGAAAACGACGCAUUUUGGCUUCCAAACAGUACCGGAGGAAGCGAAGGAAAGCCUUGUUAAGAAUGUGUUCAGCUCCGUCGCGUCUUCAUACGAUGUUAUGAACGACGCCAUGUCUCUUGGUGUUCAUAGACUAUGGAAGGAUGACUAUGUAUCUUCCUUAAGGCCCGGACGCAAAGGACCACUGCGCUGCAUUGAUCUGGCUGGCGGUACCGGUGACAUCGCGUUGCGCAUACUCGAUUACGCACGGGAGAACUACGCAGACAGGGAAACGAGUGUUGACGUUGUGGACAUCAAUGCCGAGAUGCUGAAGGAAGGAUAUAAGAGAUUUAAGAAGACUAUGUACCACAACACGCCACAGGUUCGAUUUAUAGAGUCAAACGCGCAAGCUCUACCUGAGGAACAGUUUCCUUCGAAUACGUACGAUUUGUACACUAUUGCGUUUGGUAUUCGCAACUGCACCUCAAUACCGGACGUGCUGAAGGAAGCUUACCGCGUCUUGAAGCCGGGUGGCACGUUUGCUUGCUUGGAGUUCAGCAAAGUCAACAAUCCGUUAUUGAACAUGCUUUAUGACCAGUGGUCGUUCUCAGUCAUCCCUAUCAUGGGUACUGUUCUUGCGGGCGAUCGAGACUCCUAUCAGUACUUGGUAGAAUCUAUUAGGAAGUUCCCCAGUCAACCUGAAUUUGCGCAAAUGAUUGCAGAUGCUGGCUUUGCCACAGGAGGACUUCAUGAGGGUAAAGGCGGUGCAUGGAGAGACUUGUGGGGAGGUAUUGCUUCUGUACAUACUGGUGUGAAAGUAUAACGCGCUGAAACGUGCCUCAAUGCUACCUUGUAUACCUUGCUUUGA
Molecule: messenger RNA, 1076 nt
Organism: Somion occarium
Lineage: Eukaryota; Fungi; Basidiomycota; Agaricomycetes; Polyporales; Cerrenaceae
Source: the annotation of a GenBank genome assembly